CGCGCUCUGCUCCGGUGACGUCGCUCCAGUGGGAUGGGAGCUUGACGUUGGAGCGCGAGCGCUUUUCACAUACCAAUCGGGAGAGAGGAGAGCGAGCGCAAGGCAGUGCCAACCAUGGUCAGCGCUUUGAGAGAACACUGUGGAAUCAACCGGGAGGGACAACAUCAAAAACAUGGAAUGUGACCCAGCAACAUUGUAUCUUUCCUGUCUGCCUGAAGUUAUUUUUCUCCUCGACCACUGAAGAAGAGGAGGAGGGUUGUCGUUUACGAAUUGGAUUCCAGAGCACCUUCUCUCAUCCUCUCUUCCUCUCUCUCUGUCUUUCUUCGGGUCUCCCUAUCUUCGCAUUGAAAAGUCACAGUGAAAAGGAUAUUUUGGUUUAUUGGAAUUAUAGCUGGUCUGAAAAUCAUUUUCUGGGAACAUAGUCUUGGAUGAGAACCUGUGAGCAUCAUGAGUACCAGUGCCUAUCAGCAGGGCUCUUUGGGCGGUGAGCGGAGCUCUGGACCAAUCCGGUGCCAGCGUUGUCGGGAGGCGUGUAAGGGAGAGGUGGUGCGCGUUCAGGACACACACUUCCAUGUCAAGUGUUUCACCUGCACAGUGUGUGGGUGUGACCUGGCUAGAUCUGGGUUCUAUCAGAAGAGUGGUGAGUACAUCUGUACGUCAGACUACCAGCGUCUGUAUGGGACUCGCUGUGACCGCUGUGACGGAUUCAUCACCGGGGAGGUAGUCUCUGCUCUGGGGAGGACCUACCACCCUACCUGCUUCGUCUGCAGUGUCUGCAGGAAGCCGUUCCCUAUCGGAGACAGAGUGACGUUCAGUGGGAAGGACUGUGUGUGUCAGCAGUGUUCUCACACACUUGUCACCUCCAACGAACCAAUCAAGAUCCACGGACCCAGCCACUGUUCAGGGUGUGGAGAGGAUAUAAAACAGGGACAGUCUCUGCUGGCGUUGGAGAAACAGUGGCAUGUCAGCUGCUUCAAGUGUCAAACCUGCAACAUGGUCCUCACUGGGGAAUACAUCAGCAAGGACAAUGUGCCGUACUGUGAGUCUGAUUACCACGCUCAGUUUGGGAUUAAGUGUGAGACGUGCAGCAGAUACAUCAGUGGACAGGUUCUGGAGGCAGGGGGUAAGCACUACCACCCUACCUGUGCCCGCUGUGCCCGAUGUCACAUGAUGUUCACAGAGGGAGAAGAAAUGUACCUGCAUGGUGGUGAGGUGUGGCACCCUUUGUGUAAGCAAGCAGCCAGAUCAGAGAGAAGACUCAGGCACAGACGUCUGUCAGAGACAUCCAUCUCUCCACCGGGCUCGUCAAUUGGCUCUCCCAGUCGUGUCAUCUGUUCACUUGGGACUCUCUAUUCUCAGAAGCUGUAUGACAGUGUAGACAUGAAACAGAGACAGGGUUCCAGCCCCAGCUACAUGGACUCUCCCUCCUUCAGCCGUCAAGCCAUGUCUCCCAUCACGCCUUGCUCACCGCAGCACUAUGGACACCCCGUGCUGGCUGCAGGCUCUGAGAGUGGCAGGAGCUCGCCCUAUUACGGCUCGCUGGAGGGACGGCCUAGUUCUUCUACCACAAACCACGCCCCCAAGCAUUUCCAUGUACCAGCCUCAGUCGAACCCAACAUCUACCACAAACCUCCCAUCUAUAAGAGAACGGCCACCAAAAGCAGGACUAGCGAAGAUCUAAUCACCUCCUCCAGACUGUCUACCUACUCUCCAGAACCCUACACACAGUCAGAGUCUGACACCUACCCCUAUCCCAGAUCCCCUAAAGUUCUCUGUGCUCCUAGAAGAAGGUACUCUACAGGAGGAGAUGAAGAGAGCUGGAGUCACAGCAGUCUUCAAAGAAUCCAGAGUGGUAUAGGGAGGAUGAUCCUAAAGGAGGAGAUGAAAGCUAGAUCUGGUUGCUAUGACAACGACCCUUGGGGCAGCACUCGGAACUCCCGCAGCGGCAGCAAGGAGACUCUCACCAGUGCCAGCUACAACAGCACCGGCUACAACAAUACUGUUAAUGGCUCUCCUCGAUCCAAUUACAGCCUAGACAAUGAUUCGUACAAGUCAGCCUCUCUACCAGGAUACAGGCGGAACGGUGUCAACAGGCCCCAGAGUGCAGCCCCAGACUACUACCAGCAGUAUGACAGCAGCAGUGACGUCAACUGGGGAACCAGAGAAUACAAGGUUUACCCGUAUGAAGUGCUAAUCGUGACCACCAGGGGGCGACACAGAGUGCCUAAAGAUGUAGACAGAGCCAGACUAGAGCGUCAUCUGAGUCCCGAGGAGUUCCUACAGGUGUUUGGGAUGGCCGUGGCAGAGUUUGACCGGCUGGCUCUCUGGAAGAGGAAUGAAAUGAAGAAACAGGCCCGACUCUUCUAACCAUGGAGAGAGAGAGACAAUUAGAGGAAAUUGAGAAAGAGAAACUGUUCUAAUUAUAGAAAGAGAGACUGUUAAUGACAACAGAGAUCGAGAGAGAGAGACUGUUAAUGAAAACAGAGAGAUAGAGAGAGAAAGAGACUUAAUGAAAAGAGAGAGAGAGAGCGAGAGAGAGACGUGUGUUAAUGAAAACAAAGAUAGAGAGAGAGAGAGAGCGAAAGAGAGAGAGAGACUGUUCAUGAAAACAGAGAGAGAGAGACUUAAUAAAAACAGAGAGAGAGAGCGAGAGCGAGAGAGAGACUGUUAAUGAAAACAGAGAUAGAGAGAGAGAGAGAGAGAGAGAGAGAGAGAGAGACUUAAUGAAAACAGAGAUAGAGAGAGAGAGACAGAGAGCGAGAGAGAGAGAGAGAGAGACACUUAAUGAAAACAGAGAGAGAGAGAGAGAGAGAGAGAGAGAGAGAGACUGUUAAUGAAAACAGAGAUAGAGAGAGAGAGAGAGAGAGAGACUUAAUGAAAACAGAGAUAGAGAGAGAGAGACAGAGAGCGAGAGAGAGAGAGAGAGAGACACUUAAUGAAAACAGAGAUAGAGAGAGAGAGAGAGAGAGAGAGACUUCAUGAAAACAGAGAUAGAGAGAGAGAGAGAGAGACUUAAUGAAAACAGAGAGAGAGAGAGAGAGAGAGAGAGAGAGAGAGAGAGAGAGACUUAAUGAAAACAGAGAGAGAGAGAGAGAGAGAGAGAGAGAGAGAGAGAGAGAGACACUUAAUGAAAACAGAGAUAGAGAGAGAGAGAGACUUAAUGAAAACAGAGAUAGAUAGAGAGACUGUUAAUGAAAACAGAAAUAGAGAGAGAGAGACUGUCAAUGAAAACAGAGAUAGAGAGAGAGAGAGAAUUUACAUCAGAUCGAGAAUGUUGCUACAGAAAGACAGACAUACAGAGAGAGAGACAGACAGACAAGCAGACAGGCAAACAGGCAGACAGAGAGACAAAGCGAGGGGAAUGUGUAAUCUCACUGCCACAGACUGAACCAAACCCUCCCCACCACUGUCCAGGGUCCAGAGAGAGAGACAGAGGGAGAGACAGAGGGAGAGACACGGAGGUCAGGAGACUUUUGGCUUUGCCUUACUAUUGUGGAUUAUUUUAUAAACUGUUAGUGUGCAGCACCAGCAAACUGAAUGACUAGAAUGUAGAUAUCAUUUACACCACUUUAUCAGAAUGAUUGAAUAGAUGGAUGGAUGGAUGGACGAAUGAACAAACAAUGCUUUUGUUUUAGUUUUUAAAAUGGUGCUUACUGGUGAUCAUUUCUCCUCUUACUGGUGAUCAUUUCUCUUCUUUCACUUUAUCACUAGUAUGUUGUGGUUUACAGUGAUGCUGGCAGCCAUCUUAUAAUGACAUCAUACCCAUCUUUUAAUGACAUCAUACCCAUCUUUUAAUGACAUCAUACAAAUCUUAUAAUGACAUCAUCCCCAUCUUUUAAUGACAUCAUACAAAUCUUUUAAUGACAUCAUACCUAUAUUUCAAAUAUUUUUCUGAUCCUUAAAUCCAAAGUCAGAUAGUGAAUAUGUACAGCAAAAGAUGCUUCAGUGAAUCCAUAUUGGUGUCUGAACAAACCUUGACGGGUGAGACUAGGACAAACCUAAGACUUUUUGGUCCACCAGUUAUGAUAACUAUUCACGCAAUGAUAGGCUACAGACUGGAUGUAUUCACUGUGAGGAAAACAAACACAUGUUAGAUGUACCUGCUGUAGCAUUGUGAAAGAGAGAACAGUAUUGGUUACACAAAGGAUAAUGUCACUCUUUAGUUGAAUUAUGAAUACGUAUUCAUCCUGGAUCAUUGCAUAAAUAAACAUUAAAUACUAUUUCAGACAUGAAAUGAGAAGUGUGCAGCUUGGUUAACAUGCAGUUAUAGACUACACUUGUUUGCAGUUAUGUAGUUGGUUUCCUUAACACAGAUUAAUCAUACUCCUGGACUAAAAAGCAUUUUCAAUAAAGAUUCAUUAUUUUUAGUCCAGGACUUAUUUUAUGAAUUGUAUAAUUUGUUUCAUUUUGAAUCUAUAAAACAUACUGUAACUUCACAGUUACAUCAUGUAUAAUUUAUUCCAAUUAAAAUACUGAUUUCAUGUG
Molecule: messenger RNA, 4485 nt
Organism: Salvelinus fontinalis (brook trout)
Lineage: Eukaryota; Metazoa; Chordata; Actinopteri; Salmoniformes; Salmonidae
Product: actin-binding LIM protein 3-like
Exons: 22
Coding region: 448-2367 (639 amino acids)
Biological process (GO): cytoskeleton organization; lamellipodium assembly; cilium assembly
Cellular component (GO): actin cytoskeleton; stress fiber
Molecular function (GO): actin filament binding
Source: RefSeq, a predicted model, not a curated record